UGGUUGAAUUCAUUUUACCGUCUGCAUAGUCCUGGUCGUCGUCUUAAUCGCAUGUCUUGAUGUCAAUGCUGUGUUUAAGGUCUGAUUGAGUGUUAAAUUUCUAGCUUGAAUCUGAAUAUGUCAUACUUAGGACGACUUGGACGCGUUUCACUCAGAGGGACUGCAGAAAUAUUGAAGCUUUCGAGAAUAAGAAGUUCAAACGUGAGGCUACUAGAAGAUGCCUACCGGUGCUUCUGCGCAACCUUGCCCAAAAGCAAAAAAGAAACUUUUGAAGUAACAUUCGUCACAGAGAAUGGACAAAAGCUAAAGGCAAAAGGAAAAGUUGGAGAAAGUCUUCUCGAUGUCGUAGUGAAUCAGAAUGUUGACCUGGAUGGAUUCGGCGCAUGUGAGGGGACGCUUGCUUGCUCUACGUGCCAUCUCGUCUUCAAGCCUGAGGACUAUGCAAAGCUGAAUGAGAAACCAUCAGAUGAAGAACUUGACAUGUUAGACUUGGCAUACGGGCUGUGUGACACAUCCCGACUAGGCUGUCAGGUGUACUUGACAAAGGAAAUGAGUGGAAUGGAAGUGAAGGUACCAGGAGGCGUGAAUGAUGCACGGGGUACACCCACAUGACUCAGUGUUUCAUAGACUUUAUUGAUGACAGCAGUGCAUCCCAUGUGUGGGCUGCUGUGCUGCUCAACAUUGUCCAUAGGUGAUCCGUUAUAAAACAAUUGUUUUUUACACGAUGAAUUGUGACAAAUCUUCCAAGAUGGAGGUUCUGACACGGCGAGUAAUGUUUUUCUUUGCAUCACUUUUUUAUGGUAUGUGUCUACACACGGGGAGAACUUUUAGACUGUGCAUUCAAAGCUGACUUUAAGCAAUAAACGUAGCCACAUUCGUU
Molecule: messenger RNA, 880 nt
Organism: Ornithodoros turicata
Lineage: Eukaryota; Metazoa; Arthropoda; Arachnida; Ixodida; Argasidae
Gene: Fdx2
Product: adrenodoxin-like protein 2, mitochondrial
Exons: 4
Coding region: 118-612 (164 amino acids)
Biological process (GO): P450-containing electron transport chain
Molecular function (GO): 2 iron, 2 sulfur cluster binding
Source: RefSeq, a predicted model, not a curated record